Nematostella vectensis (starlet sea anemone) is the source of this 2511-nucleotide messenger RNA. RefSeq lists its product as uncharacterized. The record is from RefSeq and is a predicted model, not a curated record. The transcript is spliced from 9 exons. The coding region runs from base 145 to 2421 and encodes 758 amino acids. NCBI's taxonomy places the organism in Eukaryota, Metazoa, Cnidaria, Anthozoa, Actiniaria, Edwardsiidae.
GUUGUUUGUGAUCGCGAGCGGUGGAACUUGUGGAACAGAAAUAAGCUAGCCAAGAAAUCAGUUGUGUAUCAUGGCAGUGUCUAUCGCAGAUAUCUCGCUUCAGAGUCCCCUGGAUCACUCUUCACUCCAGAUCUGACUGGUAGAAUGGCCAUGCCCCGACUCGUUCUCCGUGGCUGUUUUUCGCGUCAUCCUCGCCGCUACCUUCUUCUUGUAUUGUUGGUAACUUCUGCACUCUUCGUUUGGCAAUUCAACUUUGUUCACUUCUUCGACCCAAAAAAUCACAAUUUCAAACAACUUAUCCAGUUUCAGGGCGUCGAGAACCAUCAUCAUAUAAACUCCAAGUGGACAUCACUCUCAUCUUCUUUGGAAUAUAUCGAGAUAUCCGACGUCAGACUCAACUCAAUCAACACAAGCAUCGUCUUCCUACACAUCUCCAAGGCAACCAGUCAAUGUAACCUGGUCGGGAAUACUUGCCGGGGAAUCCUUGAAACUAGGACAGGUGACUCGGUUCGCUAUAUCUUGCUGUCCUCCUUACCGACGCUAGAAAAAGGGCCGGAUACCCUACACUUAAAGUCUACGUUCGCCAGCGAUGUGGUUUACAAGGAGUCGACCUGCGCCAUCCAUGCCCGCCUGUCAGACAGUCAGCGGUCUCCCGGAUGCAAAUUACCUAACCUUGACCCGUUCGACCCUAUGGUGAAGCAAUUCAUGUCACCGAUGGAACCCAUGUUCUGUCCGGGGGAGAUGUACACUAGUUACCACGACUGCGUCCUCAAGGCGAGAAAGAAAGAGGCUGUGAGAAGAAUUGUGUACCGAGCUAUUAGAAGACCAGAGGCUAGCGACUCCGGGUUUGAAACUGGACCGGAAAAGACUCUUCCUUUGGAUGGCAACGGGGUUAAACUUGACGAAGACUUUAUCCAGGUGGAAACCCAGCUUAAAAGCGGUGGAACCCAAACUGACCUUCAUGCCCAUGUCUCGCCAAAACCUGAAGUACUCUCCCGACCAAAAAAAGACGCUGGUAUCCCACUAAAUAUUAUAAUCCUCGGCAUGGACGGAAACUCAAACGCAAACGUUCAGCGACUUCUUCCGGACACAUACAAAUUCCUGCAGGACGAGCUCAAGGCUUUUAUAUUUAAAGGGUUUUCCCUGCUUGGAGAGGCGACAACGCCUCAACUUACUGGACUUUUAACCGGGAAAACUGUGGAGGAAAACUGCGCGAAGCAUGAGGCGAGGAAGGGCGUUACAUUUGAUGGGACUGUGGAUCCUUGGCCAUUUGUAUUUAAGGAUUUGAAGCAGCAUGGUUACGUCACAAUGUUCAGCGAGGAUGCGCCUACCAUUGGGGCGUUCAACCUUCGCCUGAACGGCUUCACGAAUCAGCCAACCGACCACUACGGGCAUUACUUCUGGUGGGCGGUGCCCAUGGACGCGGAACUCGGCGUCCACUCGAACUGCAUUAAUGCGCAGGCGCAGCACGUGAUUCAGCUCCAGUACCUUCGCAGCCUUAUCACGGCAUACCCAAACACGCCCAAAUUUGGAUUCACAUUCUUGGGAAGCCUUUGUCAUCAGCAUCUUAAUAUGGUCAGCAGUGGUGCACGGGAUAUUCACCAGUUUUUGAAGUCUUUGCAUUCUGAUGGAUUAUUAAACAAUACUCUGCUUAUUGUGAUGGGGGACCACGGGGCGAGGUUUGAUUCGAUUCGCGCCACGCUGCAAGGGAAGCAAGAAGAGCGCCUGCCAUUCUUAUCCAUGGCGUUUCCUGAUUGGUUCCGCGUAAAGUAUCCAAAGUUCAGCUCAAAUUUGGCGGAGAACACUCAACGGAUUAUUUCGCCUCUCGAUGUACAUGCCACUUUCAUGCAUAUACUCAAGUAUCCACACAAUCCAUCGAAAUCCGAUCUUACGAGAGGUACAAGCCUUUUCGAGCACAUCCCUGAAAGCCGUGAAUGCAUUCACGCCGGGAUCCCUGAUCAUUUUUGUCCGUGCGUGAUCUGGAAACCAGUUCCUACUGCGCAUCCUCAUGUUCAACUUGGCGCGCAUCUGACCCUGCACCAAAUUAACAAACUGCUGACCCAAAGAAACGAGGUAAAGUCACUCUGUCACGGACUUGAACUUGACCAGAUUUUAAAUGCUGUGCAGGAAUUGCCGAAUAAGAAAAUGGUACUAUUUAAUGGAAUUAAGGACGGUGCUGGUUUAGGGGUUGGUACUCCAAUGUUUAUAGACGAUUCAGAGAAGCAACAAUCUAAGUGUAACUAUCAGAUUCAGCUCCGUGUUCGGCCUAGUAUGGCCCUUUUUGAGUCGAGUGUCCGGUUAGAGAAUGGACGCCUGACUCUAGACUCGGACAUCAGCAGAGUGAAUAGAUACGGAACGCAGUCGGAUUGUGUCAAACAAUCGCAUCCGUUUUUACGAAAAUUCUGCUUAUGCAGGCAUUGAUAGUAUGUUUUAGGGCUAUAUAGAAUUAAAAGAAUGUAUGAAGACUUUUAGAAAAAUAAUAUUUUUAUAAAAAAAACUAGAAUUUUCAAA